AUGGCCGAGGCCCUUCUGGGCCUGGCGCCCUCGUCUUACGGCGACGCGCUGAGCGACAAGUUCUCGAUCGCGAAACCCGAAGACCUCCCCGCACAGCUUCAACAAGACCUUGAGACGAAGAGAACACCCACGCGAUGUGAGCACGUCUCCGUGACAUUGGACGUCCCCUCGACUGUCGAGUUUGCGAUCCGCGAGAGCGAUGGCGACGCCCAGGAAAACAUCGACCCGGCCCUGAGCGGCUUCCGCUCCCAGACUGUCGAAGGUCAGCAGGUCAAGGUCGUGCGCGCGUACGAUGCCAUUAUCCAGCAGCCGCACGACAAUCCAGCGAUGCAGCGAGCAGUGGCCAAGCAUAUCGUCGCCUUGCUGUCGACAGUGGACGAGAGUAAUUGGGUGGUCAGAGAGGUGUCGCGAGGUCCAUAUGGAUGGACAUUCACGUAUAUGUGCAAGGAUUCGAUGGCCAUGUGGAAUCGCCAAAAGGGAAAGACCGCAUCCAAGUCGCUCAUAGGAGAGUACAGCCAACAGGAGCUCGAUCCUGUUAUCUCAGGCCGCCCAGCUUUCGACUGCCGAGGCACACUGACCAUCGCGUUUUCCAAGAACUCGCGAACGAUCAACGUCAAGUACGAGCAUUCGCCGCUGCACAAGACCGUUGGGGAGAUGAUUGAGCAUUUCCGACCACUACCCCCGGCACCGCCUCCUGUACCUUUGAUCCCCGCAGGAGACAAGAAGAAGACCCCCAGAAACCGGAAGGUUGAGUACAACGAAGAUGGAACACCCAAGGAGCCAAAGAGAAAGCGAAAGUCGGCGGCCGUCAACGAGGACGGCACUCCUGCGCAGCCAAAGAAGAAGAGGAAGAAGAAGUCAGACGCAAACGCCGCCGAGGCGUCCGCGGACGGCGCGGGUGCAGCGGAUUCAACGGUUAUGACCAAGGCAGAUGCUGCAGUGCAAAGCAACCUCCACUCCCAGGCAAAUCUCAACGUGCCACCGGCUGAAGCGGCUAGGCGCCGUGAGGUGGCCAUCAGAAUGUUGAGCGACAACGGAGUGGACCCGGAGACUCUGUCCACGGAGCAAUUUAGCAUCUUCGCCAACCAAUCUCCAGACCUCCAGAAGGAAUCUCUAUCUAUGCUCGUCAAGUACGGCGCAGAGAGGUUACGGAUUGUGCACCCGAAUGACGCCGCUGCGUCUUCGUCAACGAGCGCCUCAUCAACCCCGCCGCAGCCAGCAGUUCUCGAGGAACCCGCAGCCUCUUCAGAGUCCGAAACCCCGACCGAGGCGAAGAAGAAGGCGUCACGGAAAUCGAAGUCAACCACGGAAUUGGAAGAGGAGUUAGUCCCAGCCCCUGAAGGCACUCCGAUGAAGAUGAUCUCCAGAGGCUCUUGCAUUGGUUGCAGAAUCGGCAAGCUUAAGUGUGAUCGAACAAAGCCUACUUGCGAUGUGUGCGAAGAGGAAGGGCGUGACUGCCAGUACCCGCUGGUCAAGAGUGCUGCCACGAAGAAGAAAUCUACACUCACGGCCGUUCAAGUUGUUAGUGACGACGAGGACGACGCGGAGGCUGACGCAGAGCCCGAGCCAGAGCCUGUUCCAGAACCACAAGAAGAGCCAGAGCCUGACGACAUCGAGACUAUCGACUACACAUCAAACAUGCCCGUCGCUAAUAUGUUGACUCCCGCAGCCGACACAUCAACCCAGGACUACUUCAAUUCGGGACCGAGCGAUCUCACGUAUGGCCAAGGCUCUUCAAACGACAUGGGCCUGUCUCAUGCCGUAAACACUUAUCCGGAGCCAUCAGCCACGGUCUCUUUUACGGAUCAGCACGCAAUCACUUCGUCCUAUACGCAACCUGCGCUGACACAGACUGCGAACUACACUCAGCCGACUAUGGACACCACAUCAUAUACCCAGCCAGCCGUCGCUGAGACCCUACGCGCAGAACUGGGCGACAUCGCCGCCAAAGGCGCCAGCAAAUACUGUGUCUCCAACGACGACUACCAGGCAACAGCCCCGCUCAAGCUCAAGGAGGUCUACACAGACCCCAGUUCAAGCCGCUACUCAGCAGUCCAGCUUCAAUACUACGCAGCAGACGGCAGCUCAUGCCGCUAUUCAGCAGCAGCAGCAACAGCACCGCCCAUCUCCAACUCCGCAAGUCGCGCAGCACCUGUCCAAACAGCUCGAGCUAAGAGCCGAGCGGGACAUAGAGCGUCAACGCGGACUCCUGUUAACACCGAUCCGCGACCAACUCCGUCUCAUCACACGGUGCAGCAGUCCACCACUGUCGAUACUCAGCCUAUGGGCAACGUGUCUGGCUACAGCAAUUACAACACCAAAUACUCGGCUACGAGCAAUAACAAUGCAGCCUCUGACACGAGGCUCGCAUACGAGCCUUACACGGCACAAACAACGUCGGCGACCACAUCCACCUACACUUCGUACGACAACACGUACGAUCGAAGCAGCACAGCCCAAAAUACGAACAUUGCGUAUACGCCGACCAACAAUUCUCGUUCUAGCCAGUACCAGACCCGCAGCUCCCAGUCUUACAACAAUACAACUCCGGCCGCCUCCUCUUAUUCGCAGACACCGACCACGACCCAGCAACAAACCGCGUCCUUGCAGUCGUUUAACAUGCGUGCUUCAGCAGCUGGUACUCACACUCGGUCGUCGUCAAAUAAACACCAACAGCAGCAGCAGCAGCAGCAAUCACAACAGCAACAGCCGCAGCAGACGCAAUCUUACGGCUCUUACUCGUCGCAGACGCAACAACAGUCGGCUCAGCCGGACCAGCACAGUUGGUACGGCUUUGGUUCAAGCACAACGUCAUCCACGCCGGCCAAUGCAGCAGGAGGAUACGGCACUAGAAGCAGCACGUCCAACAGCUACGGAAGCGGGACUGCUAAUGCCAGUCAGGCAUACCAGCAGCAGCAGCAUUACGGAGGGCUCAACAUGUCGGGCCACAAUUACACGGGAACCGACAACGAGAUGUACGAGUUGCUUAAGCUGCACAAGUCUGGUCGUUAG
Molecule: messenger RNA, 3012 nt
Organism: Colletotrichum chrysophilum
Lineage: Eukaryota; Fungi; Ascomycota; Sordariomycetes; Glomerellales; Glomerellaceae
Exons: 5
Coding region: 1-3012 (1003 amino acids)
Biological process (GO): regulation of DNA-templated transcription
Molecular function (GO): zinc ion binding; DNA-binding transcription factor activity, RNA polymerase II-specific
Source: RefSeq, a predicted model, not a curated record